AGUGUUCCAGAUAUUCGUGCUUGAGCUCUCACCCAUCUCUAUCUUUCUCGCUAGCUGACCACCAACGUCCGAGUCCCUUAUACCCACUCUAUCACUGUACUCUGUUUUUUCAUGUUCAGUACACCAAAAUCCUCCCUCACCGCCAUAAUAGAUCUCAGUAGCCAAAUUCUCGAUAGUGUCUAAGCAUGAGCGACUGGCGCCCUGCAGAUCUACCGAAAUCCACGCCCACCGGCUGGGACUCCAGCGACGAGGACGAGUUCUCGACCUCUCGUCAGCAGCAUCGCGCUCAAGUGGCGUCCGUGUUGACGCAGCUGCCGCGUGCCGCCCAGGACGAAGAUGAUGACGGUCCUACAGCCAGCAGCCCAAGUGUACAGUCCACAGCGCUAACUACGUACAGUUCAUCUGGCCUCGAGGGUCUCUACGACUCUCCAGGAUACACAAGCAACGGAGGCAGCAGCUACAGCAGUUCGGGGGGCUAUAAUCGACCCAGAAAGGUCUUCACAGGCCUGUCUAACCAAGGAGCUACUUGCUACAUGAACAGCCUGCUACAGAGCAUGUUCAUGACACCUGAAUUCCGCCAGGGCUUGUACAAUUGGACGAGCCAUCGAUCAGCCAAGAGGUUGGAGAGUCAAGAACAAGAAGAUAAAGAAGAAGACGACGAAGAAGAAGCAGACGAGGAUAACAUCCCGUUGCAGCUGCAAAACCUAUUUGCCAAGCUGCAGCUGACCACACAAGACUCUAUUUCCACUAAGGCUUUGACCAAGAGCUUCGGAUGGACAGGAGCAGACGUAUUCCAGCAACACGACGUCCAGGAACUGUGUAGAGUGCUGUUGGACGCACUGGAAAAGACUUUUAAAGGCACCGUGAACGAGAAUCUGGUGAACGAUUUAUACCAGGGAUCACUGAAGGAUUACGUGCAGUGUUGUGAGUGCGGCUACGAGAGCUCUAGGAUUGAUAAUUUUCUGGAUUUGUCGCUAGUUAUUCGACCGUUUGGCUCGACGGAGAUGAUGAAGACAGUGGAGGAAGCGAUCGAGCUGUUUCUAAAGCCAGAAAUGCUGAAUAAAGAGAACCAGUGGAUGUGUGACCGGUGCAAGGUGAAGCGAGACGCUAUUAAGGGACUCAAGUUCUCGAAAUUGCCGUAUAUUUUGAUGCUGCAGCUUAAGCGCUUUGACUUUGACUAUGCUACGAUGAAUCGCAUCAAGUUGCACAACAAGGUGACAUUCCCCAAAUAUCUGGACAUGAACUCGUACGUGAGUGACGAGAAUGGAGGCGUUCGUGGAAAAAUCGCCAGGAAAAUGUCGAUGGAACGUCACGAAUUGGAAGGUAAGAACCACAAAUCGUUAGAAGAUACAGUGCCUGCAAUGUCUUCUUCACCACCGCCACCACCAGCACUUGCAGCGAUGGGUGGACGCAUGCAUCGACUGUCGUCAAUGGAUGAAUCACAGCCGGUGACGUUCGAUGAGAAGGAGGAUGAUAUCAACGAAGAAGAUGCGGACGGUGCAAGCUCGUUUGAUACGUGGAGCCCGACGUUUGACCCAGAAGUCAUGAUCAAACGGUCAGGACCUCAUGUGUACGAAUUGUACUCGGUUCUCAUCCACUCUGGCAGCGCACUGGGUGGCCAUUACUACGCGUACAUUAAAUCUCUAGACACUGGUAAAUGGUACAAUUUCAACGACUCCAACGUGAGCGAGAUCUCCGACACGGAGCUACAGAACGCAUUUGGAGGAGCUAGUGGUUCUGGUUACAGUAUGCGUUACAGUACGUGCGCGUACAUGCUGCUGUAUCGGCUGGUUGAUGCCCAGAAGAAUGUUAAUGCGAUCUUGCCGGAGAGCAUCCCGCAGUACUUGAAAGACAGGAUCCGCGCGGACGAGGAGAAAAUCCACAGGCUUGAGCAGGAACGGAUUGAAAUGGCCAAGAAAGUGCAGGUCAAGUUCUUUAUGAAAGGCGCCAAGCCCAAGAAUUUAGAGAAAGCCAUUCAUGUGUACAAGACCGCAACGAUCCGCGAAGUGCUGGAGAUAGCGUGCAAGGAGUUUGCCAAGGAGAAAGACGUAGUAGUCCCAUCCAUAGAAAAUGUACGGCUGCGCGGGUAUAACGACUAUAACUGUUUGUUAUCGGACACGUACAACGACAAAGAGGACAUGACUCUGUCGGCGUUAGGAAUCUACGCUGGCCAGCAGAUGUUCCUUGAGGUGAAGAGCGACGAUGAAAAAUGGGAGGAUCAUGACCCGACCAAGCUCCAGCUCUUCGUCCGACGCUUUGUUGAUGAUGCAAACAAGAGCAGCAAGACACCCGGUGCAUUCAUGGCAAGGUGUGUUCAGGUGGACGAGGACGCGAACGUGGGAUCGCUCUGCGCUCUUGUCGCCAAGAAGUUUUCAGUCCCUGCUGACCAGAAGAUCCGCCUCAUCAAGAAGAGUGCGACCACAUACAGCAUCUCUGCAGCUAAAAUUCUAAACGCCAACGAGGAAGAGCGCACUCUGAAGUUACGACUAAAGAUGGAUUUGCACCUGAUGAAUGGAACUGAGUUGUACUUCGAGGAGACCCCCGAUCUUGGCCUCCCGUCACCAGCUGAGGCUUUCUUUGAGCGUGAAGCCAACAUGAUUACAGUCAACUUCAAAUACUUGACUAGUCCGGCCGAGCCUAUUCGCAUCGACCGACGAGAGACGAUUCGUACACUAAAGGAGCGGAUUAGUGCCAAGAUCGGCCUCCCUUUGGACAAAUUCAAGCUGCUUCGAGGCAUCAACAGCGCUGGCGUAGAGAUCAAGGCGAUUGACAGCACGCUAUCCAAGCUGUCGAUCGGCUCCAACCACACAGUCUUUGCGUUGGAGGGUACUCCGUUGAAUACGGGCGAGUACAACUUCAGACUGAUGUUCUACAACCCGACAAACACUGGUUCAGCAUCUCCAGAGAGCGGUGACAGCAGCCACGACCAGCCUACCGUCACGAACGCUGACGGACAGGAUACGUUUGACAUUGAUGAGGUGCUGGUGUCAACGGGUAAAGAUGACUCGUUGCUGACUUUCGUGAGCCAAGUGGUGAUCAGCGAGGAGAUGCUGGUGGAAGAUAUCCGUAAGAAGGUGUGGGACGAGUUAGUGGAGAAAAAAUUGGUAGAUGACAGCAAGUUGACUCCGUCUCACGUUCGUCUACGCGAUCUGCGUCAAAGCACUAUGACUAGCGUGUUGGUGGACAGUCAGAAGCUCGUGGAAGCAUCUAAACUGGCAGUGUACGAAGGCAGAAGCAUCGUGGCGGAGCUUUUGACGGAGCCGGAGACCUCGGAAAUCAACCACCGGAUCGUUGAAUUUGCCUAUGUGAACCGCGCGACGUGGAGGUUUGUUAAGAACAUGAGACACGAGGUGAUCAUUUCCAGUUCGGAGGAAGAGAAGCAUCCCGAUACGUACUUGGCAAAUGCUGCUAGCGCUGCUUUGUCGAUCCCUACAGAGCGCUUGGCGUUCGCUCGUAUCCCGUAUCAUCGCGAUUCGAUUGAUAUCCUUGAAGUGGUUUCUUACGAGUUCUCGCCUGCUGCGGCCUUCGCAAACCAGGAGUCUGAAUACCAGGAGCUCUUUUUGGUCAUCGAUACGAACGUACAAAUGACAUUUAUGAACAACCACGAGCGCCAGCUUAUCCAGAACUUCUUGGCCAAGAAGAGCGAAGAGAAGACGCGGGCGUUGCGUGCCAAGUAUUCGUCCAGUAACAAUAACACGUACCAGUAUCAGAAGCCCAAGGAAGCUGCGCUGGUCAUCCGGACGCGUUCCAAAACGAGCGAGCACAAAGGAACCGGCAGCGUAGGCAGCAGCAAUGGCAAAAACUCGAACGGUGUCAGCAUCCGUACGCCCACUCGUCGUGCUGAAAAGGCCGCGGCGCGUCAUCAUGCCUCGUCCGACACGGACGACGAGGAUGACACCGACUUUAUGACGGAGAAGACGGAACCUAUAGACAUGGAUCUCUUCGGAGACUUGUCAUGAGGUAAAAAGGUUUGCACUGUAGACGUUUUGUCGCUUCAUGAACGCAGCAAGUGAGCAAUAUAGCGGUCAACUAAUGCAUGAAUUAACCUGAGUCUUUAUCACAGGGGUUACGGUGACAUCAAGUCGAUCACAGGUGUUGUCGUGACAACAGUUUGAAGUGCGUCCUGCCUCGUUGGAGUUGAUGGAGCCGCAAAUUCAGCUCCUUCGUGAUGAUCGACACGCGGAGUGUCACCUUGUGUGUCUUCAUGCUGACGAUUCCUGCAUUUCUCUGAAUGGCACGAACAUUCAGUGCUACAAACACGACUCUGCGACUUGCAAGCGCAUGCCUUCGUUGCACAUUUGCCUUGACAAGCGCAACAGGAAGCUGCACUGGUCUCCAGCAUCUCGUCGAUUUCGUCCAUUACGUCAUCAGUGACUGAGGAAUUGUUAACUUUACUUCUCUUGCUGCUUCGAUGUUCGUCAUUCACGUAGUCCGGAUCGUUUUCAAUGUUGUCUUCUUCUUCGUCGCUACUGCU
Molecule: messenger RNA, 4474 nt
Organism: Phytophthora nicotianae INRA-310
Lineage: Eukaryota; Oomycota; Peronosporomycetes; Peronosporales; Peronosporaceae
Exons: 1
Coding region: 186-3959 (1257 amino acids)
Biological process (GO): protein deubiquitination
Cellular component (GO): nucleus; cytosol
Molecular function (GO): protein binding; cysteine-type deubiquitinase activity; cysteine-type endopeptidase activity
Source: RefSeq, a predicted model, not a curated record